AUAAGGUUUGUAUUGCUGCUCUGAAUAAGCUUUGGAACAGCCAUUGUUUCAAACAGAAAAGGAACAUCACCUCUGAUACAAGAAACAAUUCUGCACAACAGUACAGAUUUUAGAUUUUCUGCAAAUGAAAACAAUGCACAACAGAAAACAGUGGACACAAGUCAUAUUCCCCCUACUGCUCUGGUAUAUAGGUGAUGAAAUUAUUUCAGCCAAUGAGAUACUGCCAUGCAACACCACCAGAUUUAACAUCUAUGUCAACGACUACUGCAUCAAACAAUUUUCCAAAAGCAUGGCAUAUUUCAACUAUAAUGGGACAUGUUCUUGGCCAAAACCAAUUGUGCUUUAUCAGAACUUGACAGAUUGUGUAAACAUCGUAGCAAAGUACACAUCAUGCUUUGACCCGCUCCUGGCUGAAAAAAUUUUAAUUCGUCUGCAUGAAGAAUUCUUCUCCAUGUGCCCUAAUUCCCCUAACCACAUUGCUGACCCCAGCCUCUAUGUUAUGUUAUUCCUGGCUUUACCUUGCAUUGUAUGUACCCUUCUAAUGCCCUGUCUCUGCACAGCGAUUGUGCUAAGGACUGCAAAUCAGGAACAGUCCAUCAACUUACAGAAAUUCUGUUGUGGUCGCACAGGCAGUCAGUAGCUCACUGCUUGGAAAUUAAAUCAGACCGCUAUAAGAAUACACUUGGGAAAGAAUAAUAUUUAUGCACCAGAGUAAAACAUAUUCCAGUGCUGAAGAUUUAUUCUCAUUGUCCUACAGAAACCUUUACAGCAACAUCAGCAGCGUGUGUAAAUGUUGGCAAAAUGCCUCAUUUGGAAGGUAAUACUGUUUACUAACGCAAAAACAAAGAAGGACAAUCACAUCUCCAGACUUCAGGGUCAAAUUCUCAUUUAUGCUUCUUAUGUUGUAGGGUUUGCAUUUUUUGAGGUGUGAAACUGCUAGAGGUGGAAGAGCACUACUGGAAUUAAGAUACUGACUCAUACCAAAGACAGUGUGGUUGCACGGACUUUAACAAUGCUGCAGUUAUUUUUAAUUCUUCGGGUCAGAAGACAAAGGCUGUAAAUUUCAAGUUCUUCUUCCAAAAAAGUCCAACUCUGCUAAUGUUAAUACAGUUCUGUUCAACUGUUUAAUCCAGUUACUUAAAAAUGGUGCAGACAUUCAUGAGUAACAUGAACACUUGUAAGUUUACUGUUGGUAAGGAUUUUGAAUAACCUGACAUGUUCGUGACACAAUUUGGGGAAUCUGCAUAGGAGUCCAUGUUAUUUGUGUUCGAGGGGGCUUUAAAACUUCUUAUACCAUCCUUUAGUAGGAGGUAAUUCCACAACCAUAAUCUGCAAUAUAUCUGCCAAAAUUCAUUUCCCAUUAAACAAACUUUCAUUAAAUUUUUCAUUCCAUAUAACCCAUAUUACAUAAAACAAAUUCUUUUCUACCCUUCUUAUGUAUUCUUUUUAUUGUUCUUGUAAUAUCCAUACAUAAUCAUAUUCAUAUCUAUAUUAUGUCAUUGAUAUUCUCAAAACAUUUUUCUUCCCACAGCUUUUUCCAGAGUUUCACCAAUCUUUUACAUUUCAAAGAAACAUGCUCUGUUCUCUCUUACUCCUCACAAAAUAAGCAUACUCUUUCAUCUUUCUUUUUAUAUGGCAUAUUCCCCUUUACUGAAAACUUAUUUAUUACCGAUCUCCAUAAGUAAAGCUGAUACUCUACUAUCUUGGUACACCACUUUUACUUACUUUAAUGGCUUUAAUCACUUCUGAUAAAUUUUCCCAUGGAUAUUGUUUCAUUACAUUAUUAUACCACAUCCUUCUAUC
Molecule: messenger RNA, 1803 nt
Organism: Protopterus annectens (West African lungfish)
Lineage: Eukaryota; Metazoa; Chordata; Ceratodontiformes; Protopteridae
Product: receptor activity-modifying protein 1-like
Exons: 4
Coding region: 125-640 (171 amino acids)
Biological process (GO): G protein-coupled receptor signaling pathway; intracellular protein transport; calcium ion transport
Cellular component (GO): membrane; cell surface; signaling receptor complex
Molecular function (GO): coreceptor activity
Source: RefSeq, a predicted model, not a curated record